This is a messenger RNA of Iphiclides podalirius (scarce swallowtail), 495 nucleotides long. The record is from the annotation of a GenBank genome assembly. NCBI's taxonomy places the organism in Eukaryota, Metazoa, Arthropoda, Insecta, Lepidoptera, Papilionidae.
AUGGUUAUAAAAGUUGGCAUAAAUGGUUUUGGCCGCAUAGGUAGAAUUAUGUUUAGAACUUGUUAUCAAAACUCAAAUGUUGAGGGUCAUAUGGCCGGCGAUGGCGUAAGACGCGUCGUUGUGACGGCGCCGAGCGUCGACGUGCCCAUGGUGAUAAUGGGGGUCAACGAAGAUAAACUGCAACCAGCGCAAGAUAUCUACGACAAACUGGACAGCACGAGUGCAACUAAUUCGGAGAAUUCGUUUGAUGUUAACGAAAAGCAAUCGCAAGUUAUAUACAUCAAUGAUCUGACUAAUUCUUUAGAAGACUUAGGACGCUUAGAGAAGAUUUGCAAAAUAAUCGAAAUUUCCGAUGAUUUGUCAGAUGAGUUGUUCGCAAAAUUGCAAGUCAAUGAUAGUGAAAAGUCAAAAAACAAUAAAUGGUCUUUUAAAGACCUUUGUGACAAAAUUGAUUUGGAUGAUUUUUGCAAUAAAACAUUCCGUGAAACAAAUGUG